CUGUGAUUAAACAAGGAUUAUUUCCAGCAGAUGAACUUUGUUUAACUUGUAAUAAGGCAGCUAAUAUACGUUGUCAUGAUUGUGAUAGAAAAUCACCACAUAAAAUUAUAAAAAAAAAAAUCUAUUUACAGCCAUUAUGUCAAGAAAAUUGCAAUCAUGAAAUUGGAAACAUUACUUUAAUUCUUUUAAAAGGCAA
Messenger RNA from Entrophospora candida, 196 nucleotides. Lineage: Eukaryota; Fungi; Glomeromycota; Glomeromycetes; Entrophosporales; Entrophosporaceae. The record is from the annotation of a GenBank genome assembly.